AUGAAUCUGAAUGACUAUCCUUGCAAGAAUCCUUCUGAUGCAACUUCAGACGACUUCUGCUACAAAGGUUUCAUGAAUGACAACAAAGUGUUCAAUAUCUAUGGGCUGAGCAUCAGCCAAGCAACAGCUAAUAAUUUCCCGGGGCUAAACAGUCUUGGAAUAUCCAUGAUUCAAGCGGAGCUGCUCAAAGGAGGAGUUGUACGCCCGCAUACACACCCACGGGCAUCUGAGCUAGUUGUAUGCACGAAGGGGAGAAUCCUUGUAGGCUUUGUGACAACAGAUAGCGUUUUCUUGUACAAAAUUUUGAAGCCCAAAAUGGUGUUUGUGAUCCCUCAGGCGAUGUUGCACAUGGUAAUUAAUGUUGGAAAAGGGAAUGCCCUCCUUUAUGCAAAGCUUCAACAGUCAAAAUCCAGGUCUCUCUUCAAUUCCACUCCUUCAGUUCCUGAUGCUGCCUGA
This is a messenger RNA of Coffea arabica (coffee), 456 nucleotides long. Its product is annotated as germin-like protein 1-2. Lineage: Eukaryota; Viridiplantae; Streptophyta; Magnoliopsida; Gentianales; Rubiaceae. The record is from RefSeq and is a predicted model, not a curated record. Gene Ontology annotation, molecular function: manganese ion binding.